GUGUGCAGUGCAAUAAAUACAACAGUGGACAACAUUAAGUUUCCAGUUACUGCCAAUGAAUUACGCCAUGUAAAAUCUGAGUUCUAUGACAUUGCCAAAUUUCCCAAUUGCGUUGGUGCAAUCGAUGGUACUCUAAUACCAAUUAAGGGCAUGAGUGGACCACAGGAGCCUGCUUUUGUAUGCAGAAAAAACUUUCAUGCCUUAAAUAUUCAGGCCGUAACAGAUUCCAAUAUGAGAUUUCUUCAAAUCAAUACCUGUUUUCCCGGGGCAACUCACGACUCUUUCGUUUUGAGCAACUCGGGAUUGUCAGGUGUUAUGGAACAUCUCGAAGGGGGUGGGUGGUUACUUGGGGAUUCUGGCUACCCUCUCAAGGAAUGGCUCUUAACGCCAUUCUUAUCCCCAGCAAAUCAACACGAAGUGAAUUACAACGAUGCCCAUGGAAAGACUCGUGUUGUCAUAGAAAAAUCGUUUGGGGUAUUAAAAUCCAGAUUUAGGUGUUUACAUCGAACUGGAGGAGUACUCCCCUUUUCACCAAGUAGAUGUUCUCAAAUUAUUCAAUGCUGUAUCCGGCUUCAUAAUUUAGCGGUUUCAGAGAAAGUCCCCUUACUUGAGGGUGGGGUUGUACAGAACAUCAAUGACAAUGCCGUGUUUAACGCAAACGCACCAAGGAGAGCACAGGAUGUGCGCAUUCAAGUUGCAAAUUUAUUUUAA
Molecule: messenger RNA, 711 nt
Organism: Saccostrea cuccullata (small rock oyster)
Lineage: Eukaryota; Metazoa; Mollusca; Bivalvia; Ostreida; Ostreidae
Product: putative nuclease HARBI1
Exons: 3
Coding region: 151-711 (186 amino acids)
Source: RefSeq, a predicted model, not a curated record